AUGGAGGGAGCAAAAGAAACUGGAGCGGAGAUAACGGUUGAUUCAAAGGAGUUACAGCAACAAAGCAAAGCUUUCGACAAGCUUACAGAUCGCGUUGAGGAUCGUCAGCUCAAUUCGUCUCGUGUUCAAUCGGCUAUGGCUUCGAUUGCUGCAUUUAGGGAGGCUGACCUCAAUGCUAAGAGAUUGAGGUAA
This is a messenger RNA of Arabis nemorensis, 192 nucleotides long. Lineage: Eukaryota; Viridiplantae; Streptophyta; Magnoliopsida; Brassicales; Brassicaceae. The record is from the annotation of a GenBank genome assembly.